This is a messenger RNA of Dioscorea cayenensis subsp. rotundata (Guinea yam), 1183 nucleotides long. RefSeq names its product probable protein phosphatase 2C 11. The record is from RefSeq and is a predicted model, not a curated record. Gene Ontology annotation, cellular component: cytosol; nucleus. Bases 108 to 935 code for a protein of 275 amino acids. Lineage: Eukaryota; Viridiplantae; Streptophyta; Magnoliopsida; Dioscoreales; Dioscoreaceae. Gene Ontology annotation, molecular function: cation binding; protein serine/threonine phosphatase activity. The transcript has 8 exons. Gene Ontology annotation, biological process: protein dephosphorylation.
CGUUUCCCUCGCGCAGAUGGAAACAAAGAUAUCGGGUCUAGCUCUCCAAGAUCCGAAUCCGAUAAGCCUCGGAUGAUCGCCGUUCCUCGGCUCGUCGGCGAUCGACAAUGACGCUGCCGGACUCCGACGCCCUCUUCAGCGGUGGGGGCAUCAGCUUCCUUACUGGGAAUAAAAAGGGAUGGUUCAGCUAUGGAUACUCGUCUUUCAAGGGAAAAAGGGCAUCAAUGGAGGAUUUCUUUGUAACAAGGAUAUCAGAAGUUGAUGGUCAGAUGGCUGCAUUUUUUGGAGUUUUUGAUGGUCAUGGAGGUCCCCGAGUUGCAGAGUAUCUUAAGAACAACCUUUUCAAGAAUGUGAGCAAUCAUCCAGAGUUUGUUAAUGACACAAAGUCAGCCAUUGCUGAAGCAUUUGAGCAGACAGAUGUUGAUUAUCUUAAUCAAGAUAAAGGGAUGCUUAAAGAUGCUGGUUCUACUGCAUCAACUGCUGUUUUGCUAGGCAAUCAUAUUUUUGUGGCAAAUGUUGGAGAUUCCAGAGUUGUUGCUUGUAGAUCUGGCUCAGCAAUCCCAUUGUCUGUUGAUCACAAGCCGGAUAGAUCAGAUGAGCGUGAGAGAAUUGAAAAUGCAGGGGGAUUCAUCAUUUGGGCUGGAACUUGGCGUGUUGGGGGUGUUCUCGCUGUUUCUCGUGCAUUUGGAGAUAGAUUACUUAAGCCAUAUGUUGUUGCUGAGCCAGAAAUUCAGGAAGAAGAGAUUGAAGGUAUUGAAUUCUUGAUAAUUGCAAGUGAUGGACUGUGGAAUGUUGUAUCCAAUAAGGAUGCUGUAGAGAUAGUUCAGUCUAUAUCAGACGCCGAAACAGCUUCUAGGAAACUUAUACACGAGGCAUACACCAGAGGGAGUGGCGAUAACAUCACUUGUAUCGUUGUUCUAUUCAACAAUCCAUGAGCACAUGAUUUUGUCUCGAUUUCUCGACCUUAUCCUCUCAAGAAGCAAUACUUCACUUAACCCGAAAACCCAAGAUUACAGAGCAUCCUUUUGUGCUAACAAUCACUGUUCCAUGUAAAUUUAGUCAUGUUUUGUUUGAUAUUUCUUUACAAUAUUUUUGUUAAAUAUUUCUAUACAAUCUGUGUGUCAAGACCAGAAUGAUACCGCUCGAUUUUACUUAGAUCAAUUUGCACGACAGCUUCGAGUAA